Medicago truncatula (barrel medic) is the source of this 1376-nucleotide messenger RNA. RefSeq names its product phosphatidylinositol transfer protein 3. The transcript is spliced from 6 exons. The record is from RefSeq and is a predicted model, not a curated record. Bases 252 to 1124 code for a protein of 290 amino acids. Gene Ontology annotation, molecular function: phosphatidylinositol transfer activity. NCBI's taxonomy places the organism in Eukaryota, Viridiplantae, Streptophyta, Magnoliopsida, Fabales, Fabaceae.
UAUUCUCUCUCUUUGUCAGUCCCUAUAUACAAACGGUGACCGUUUCGUUCACAAGUCACAAACAAUUCGCGUGUCCUUCACCUUCUUCAUUUCAUUAGUCUACUAACUAAACUACAUUCUUUCUUUCAUUUACCAACUUAAUCAAAUUAACCAUAACAUUACACCAUAACACUAACACUAUACCGUACCCUCUCAUUUUCAUUUUCAUUUUCUCCAGGUUGGUUGGGAAGUACAUUUUUUUUGGAGGCAACAUGUUCCUUCUUAGAAGGCAAACCCAGAAUCAGCCGGAGAAUGCUUCCUUAACUCAGGAAGCUAAGGUGGCUGAAUUAAGAGCUGCUAUUGGGCCCUUAUCUGGGCGUCGGUUGAAGUAUUGCACAGAUGCAUGUUUAAGGAGAUAUUUGGAAGCACGAAACUGGAAUGUUGAUAAAGCCAAGAAAAUGUUGGAGGAAUCACUCAAGUGGAGGUCUUCUUAUAAGCCUGAGGAAAUCCGUUGGGCUGAAGUAGCACAUGAGGGCGAGACAGGAAAAGUCUCCAUAGCUAACUUUCAUGAUAUACAUGGGAGGGCAGUGCUUAUAAUGAGACCAGGGAUGCAGAACACAGUAUCAGAAGAAAAUAAUAUCAAGCAUUUAGUCUAUCUGCUGGAAAAUGCUGUACUUAAUCUUUCCGAUGGUCAAGAACAAAUGUCAUGGUUGAUAGACUUCACAGGAUUUUCAUUUAGCACAAAGAUUUCUACUAAAACUGCUCGUGAGAUUAUUCACAUUUUACAGGGCCACUAUCCGGAAAGGCUUGGUAUAGCUAUUCUGCACAACCCACCAAGAAUAUUUCAGGCUUUCUAUAAGGCUAUAAAGUUCUUCCUGGAUCCCAAGACAGCUCAGAAGGUAAAGUUUGUUUAUCCCAACAGUAAGGACAGUGUGGAGCUGAUGAAAUCACUCUUCGACAUGGAUAACCUUCCUAGUGAAUUUGGUGGAAAAACUACUUUAAAGUAUGACCAUGAAGAGUUCUCACGGUUGAUGACCGAAGAAGAUGCGAAAACUGCGAAGUUCUGGGGAAUUGAUGAUGAGAAGCCCUUCACCACUAAGAAUGGCCAUUCUGGAGCAGAGGUAGCACCAGAACCAGUGGCCUAGUAUAGUUAGUUGAUCAAGUUUUCAUAUGACAGCUGUUAUUACACCCAAACUGUAUUUUGUGGCUAGUUAUUAAGGAGGUGAAUAAACAGUGCUAUAUAGUUUUAUUCAUAAUGGCUAGUUACUGUAAUCCUCAUAUUUUCAUUGAUAUUCCUACACCCCAAUAAAGAGUAUUAAGGGUGUGGCUCCUAUGAUUUGAUAUUCCAACUACGUAGAUCGUGCAAAAUGAAGUUCUAGUGGCUCGAAUUCCACCUU